AUGAACAACGACGAGCACAUCCGCCACCAGAACUCGGAUCUGGGCAAGUCGCCUAUCCGUGGUAGCAACAGCGAUCACGACCCUCUCGUCAAGGUUCAGCCUCCUCGCCGUGAGGAUCUCCAGCCUUCUUACGCUUCUGUCAUCAAGCCCGACACCGAAGAUGAUUCUCAGCACGGCUGGUAUGGUGGCAUGAUCAAUGCCCUUGGUUCCGUACUUGGUAACCUCGGAGCGAUUCCUUGUUGCGUCGUUUGCCCCAACCCGUACAAGCCCGUCUCACAGGGUAAUGUCGGUUUGGUCACCAAGUUUGGUCGUUUCGCUCGUGCUGUCGACCCUGGUCUCGUCAAAAUCAACCCUCUUUCCGAGCAAUUGAUCCAGAUCGAUGUCAAGAUUCAGAUUGUUCCUCAGCAAAUCUGUAUGACCAAGGACAAUGUUAACCUCCACCUCACCUCGGUUCUCUACUACCGCGUCACCUCACCUCACAAGGCCGCGUUCGGCAUUUCCAACAUUCGCCAGGCGCUCAUCGAGCGUACUCAGACCACACUUCGCCACGUCAUUGGUGCUCGUGUCCUCCAAGACGUGAUCGAGCGCCGUGAGGAGAUUGCCCAGAGCAUCCGCGAGAUUAUCGAGGACACCGCUUCCGGCUGGGGUGUCGAAGUCGAGUCCAUGCUCAUCAAGGACAUCAUCUUCAGCCAAGACCUGCAAGAAUCGCUAUCCAUGGCCGCCCAGAGCAAGCGUACCGGAGAGGCCAAGGUCAUUGCCGCCAGAGCUGAAGUCGAGUCUGCCAAGCUCAUGCGCCAGGCCGCUGAUAUCCUGUCCUCCGCUCCAGCCAUGCAGAUCAGAUACCUCGAUGCCAUGCAACAGAUGGCCAAGUCUGCAAACUCCAAGGUCAUCUUCUUGCCUGCGCCCAACCAGACUGUCCAGCACCAGAUGCAGAUGGCCGACGCUGUUGGCGAAGGUCCCUCUUCAUACCAGUCUUACGGACAGCCCGCCAACAACGAUUUUGGCGCCGGCACUGAGGGCUUCCAGAAUGCCAUCAACAGCCGUGUUGUCGAGAACAUGUAG
This is a messenger RNA of Aureobasidium uvarum, 1062 nucleotides long. NCBI's taxonomy places the organism in Eukaryota, Fungi, Ascomycota, Dothideomycetes, Dothideales, Saccotheciaceae. The record is from the annotation of a GenBank genome assembly.